This is a messenger RNA of [Torrubiella] hemipterigena, 2626 nucleotides long. The record is from the annotation of a GenBank genome assembly. NCBI's taxonomy places the organism in Eukaryota, Fungi, Ascomycota, Sordariomycetes, Hypocreales, Clavicipitaceae.
CACGGACGACGACGACGACGACCGUCAAAGCCACACGCGGUGAGCUCGGCUCACAAUUAUUCACAGCUGCAACGCAAUUUCUCCCUUUGGGCUAAGAUUUUACAAAAUAAGAGGCGGAAUAAGAUAGCUAUUCAAUUGUGUAUUAUGAUAUAAUCACAAAAAUAAGCAUGUCUGCGGAACUUUUUGCGGAAUUCAACAAGCCGGCUACCCCGUCACAGCAACAGCAAAAACCAACUAGUUCAUCUAACCCCAGUCAACAUCAACCAGCUCAGGCAGAUCCAUUUGGCAGUUUCUUUCAAAAUGCGCCCAAUUCAUCUGGCAUCGCCUCCUUUACAUCACCAGCCCCUACCAAUACCCAACUGGGACAAAGUUGGCUGCAAAGUCAACCAGCGUCGCUGAACACUGCGAAACAAGACGAGGAUGAGGAUGGAUGGGGUGAUUUUGAAGUAGCCGAACCUGCUCUGGCCAUAAAUAUCGGAAACAGCCUACAGCAUCAGGUGUCCAGUUUUACUUCUGCUACAAAAACUUCCAACCCACAGCCAUCUACUCUUGCUUUCACUACUCCAAGCCAACCUCCAUAUACUCUACCUACAUCUACCUUCGGUCACAGUUCCAUCUUCGAAGAUGACACAUUUAAUUACCCAAAGGAACCUCGUCUCAAAGUCAGUGCAAAUGCACAUGAUCCUAGUGUACUGUUUGACGCCAAUGACUUUGAGUUGGAUGAGGGCAAUGACGACGACGAUACUUUUGGAGACUUUGAAGACGCACCCUCAUCAAAUAUUCCGUCAAAAGGUCAUGUCAUUACGUUAUCCAUGCCUACAACACAAAGCAGCUCUUCCGCAAUAUCACCUGCAAUGGUAGACUUGCUGUCGCUGGACGACCACGUAAAUGACGCCGCACCUGUUCGAAUAGAAUCAUUCCAGUCGACCCCAACUCUCCGGUUUGGAGCGCUUCAGAAGAGCUCCAUCUCCGCCGCUUCUGAACAAUCAGUCUCACAUAAAAUUCAUGUUCAGGAGACCAGAAAACAAUCACCAUCGCAGACGGUCCCUUCAAAACCAAAGCAGCCGGCGCCGCAGCCGUCCGCAGCUAAUAUGGACGACGACGACGACGACGACUGGGCAGCAUGGGACGACAACACGACGACGAGCUCGUCUGCAAAGCCGUUACCCAAAACUGAACCUGUUUCUGAUCCAUGGGCAUGGGAAGCCCAAGACCAAGCAGCAGCACCACCGACGAACGACAAUAACCCCCCACCUGUCAACGUUCCGCCACCAUCAAUUAUUCUCUCCGUGUUUUCCGAAUUGUUUGGUCUCGGGGAGCCCCUCUUCAAAGCGGUUGCUGGACAGUCAUCAGAGAGAAAGAAACAAAUUCUCUCUAGUACGAAGUCUGUUGAAUUUCUACAAGGAUACCUCUUGCUUGCAUCCACUGCAGCUAAGGUGAUUGCUGGCCGAAAGCAACGAUGGCUUCGUGAUAAAAUCCUCGCCAAGAGUAUGUCAAUAUCCGCAGCUGGUAGCAAGGGCAUGAAACUUGCCGGUGUAGACAAGACACAGUCAGCUAGAGAGGACCGCGAGGCCGCCGAUGUCGUUUCAUCAUGGCGCCUCUACGUUGGCAAGCUCCGAUCAGCAAUAGCGGUGGUAAAUUCCAGCACGAGCACAUCGCUAAAAGUCCCGGAGCUUAGCGAUACUAUGCAAGUACAGACAGCAAAGAUGGUGCCAACAGCACCGAAACCUUGUAUCAUCUGUGGUCUCAAGCGCGAUGAGCGUGUCGCAAAAGUUGACAUCGACGUCGAGGACAGCUUUGGAGAGUGGUGGGUGGAACACUGGGGUCAUAGAGCGUGCAAGAACUUUUGGAUGCAGCACGAAAAGAGUUUACGACAGCGAUGAACGGUUGUAGAUACACUAUUAAAUCUAAGGAAAAGUACAAUGUGUUGAUUUGUUGAGUACAUUCGUGGUGUGGGUAGUAAGUAUUGAUGAUGAUGGUGUUCACUCUUACUCACUUAACUUGACGGACCACUAACAUAGUACCAUUUCAGCCCGUAUAAGGGGCAUGCAUAGGUAAGAUUGUACCAGUACCAGCUUAGAACGAUACAAGACGGCCACUGCUCUAUUAAUUAUAAUCAGCGUUGUAUUCCGAAAACGCGAGCUGAUGCAGGGUAAGCGAGUGGUCGGGGUACAUCUGUAUAGCCGCCCAACAAACAUCCCCACUCUUCCCAAAGAGGCUACCUGGGCAUCAGUUUCGGGCAACUGACGGUGAAGGGCAAAAUAAACAAAGCGGCCAUGGGCGUUGGAGUCGCUCCCGCGUACGCCGAGCCGUGGCGCAGUGGAUUGAGACCAACGCGCGCUUGCUAGUUCGUUUGUGUUUUGUUUCUUUGAAGGGCUUCUACGCCACAGAACGUGUAGGCGACACACAUCGCAAGAUGUGGUGUACUUGGGUUGAGGGCCUCUUUCAACGGCGGUUGCGGGCUGAGAAAACGAUGAGUUGGAAGUGUAAAGGAUGGAAGGGGCCACUGGACUAUAUUGAAAGUCUCAGACGAUAACCGAGGACUUGGCGAAGAAGCCAGUAGCUAAGCAAUUAAGAAAACCGCAGUAAUUACAGUCUGCGGAGUACUCGUCACUGGCCGCUGCCC